Molecule: messenger RNA, 4076 nt
Organism: Sorex fumeus (smoky shrew)
Lineage: Eukaryota; Metazoa; Chordata; Mammalia; Eulipotyphla; Soricidae
Gene: CRB2
Product: crumbs cell polarity complex component 2
Exons: 13
Coding region: 1-3777 (1258 amino acids)
Biological process (GO): heterophilic cell-cell adhesion; establishment or maintenance of epithelial cell apical/basal polarity
Cellular component (GO): protein-containing complex; plasma membrane
Molecular function (GO): calcium ion binding
Source: RefSeq, a predicted model, not a curated record
AUGGCGCUGGCCAGGGGGCUUUCCCAGGACUCCAGGGCCCCCGUCCUUCUGCUCCUGCUCCCUUGGACCUCUGCCUUUGCCCUCCUGGCUGGUACUGGAUCUCUGGAGCCCCCCAGCACCUGUGCCUCAGCCCCAUGCCCGCCGGGGUCCCGGUGCCAGGCUACUGACGAUGGUGGCUACACCUGUGCGCCCCCGGAGCCCGGAGGCUGUGCCAGCCAGCCCUGCCACCAUGGUGCUCUGUGUGUGCCCCUGGCCCCAGACAGCCAGGGCUUCCGCUGCUACUGCGUCCCCGGAUUCCAGGGUCCCCGCUGUGAGCUGGACAUCGACGAGUGUGCAUCCAGGCCCUGUCGCCACGGGGCCACCUGUCGCAACCUGGCUGACCACUUCGAGUGCCACUGCCCCCUAGGAUAUGCGGGCGUCACCUGCGAGGAGGAGGUGGACGAGUGCGCCUCGGGGCCCUGCCUGCACGGGGGCUCGUGCCUGGACGGCGUGGGCUCCUACCGCUGCGUGUGCGCCCCCGGCUACGCGGGCACCAGCUGCCAGCUGGAUCUGGACGAGUGCCAGAGCCAGCCGUGCGAGCACGGGGGCGUGUGCCACGACCUGGUCAACGGGUUCCGGUGCGACUGCGCGGACACGGGCUACGAGGGCGCACGCUGCGAGCUGGAGGUGCUGGAGUGCGCGUCUGCGCCCUGCGCGCACAACGCCACGUGCCUCGACGGCCUCGGGAGCUUCCGCUGCCUCUGCUGGCCAGGCUACAGCGGUCAGCAAUGUGAGGUGGACGAGGAUGAGUGCGCAGCAGAGCCCUGCCAGCACGGGGGCCAGUGUCUGCAGCGCUCGGACCCGGAGCUCUACAGCGGGGCCCAGGCCGCCUUCCCCGGCCCCUUCAGCUUCCAGCACGCGGCUGGCUUCCUGUGCCGCUGCCCUCCCGGCUUUGAGGGGGACGACUGUGGCGUGGAUGUGGACGACUGUGCCUCCCAGCCAUGUCACAACGGAGGCAGCUGCCAGGACCUGCCCAACGGCUUCCAGUGCCACUGUCUGGACGGCUACACAGGUCUGACGUGUCAGCAAAACGUGGACGACUGUGCCUCGGGGCCCUGCCUCCACGGUGGCACAUGUGAGGACGCUGUGGCCAGCUACAUCUGCUGGUGCCCAGAGGACUGGGGUGGACACGACUGCUCAGUGCGGCUCACUGGCUGCCGGGGCCAGCCUUGCCCCCCAGCGACCACCUGCACGCCCACCUUUGAGUCGGGAGUUCACAGUUACACCUGCCGCUGCCCUCCUGGCACCCAUGGACCUCUGUGCGGCCAGAACACCACCUUCUCCUUGGUGGCUGGGAGCCCCGCAUGGGCAUCGGUGCCAGCCAGGGGCCCCCUGGGUCUGGCGCUGAGGUUCCGCACCACGCUCCCCGCCGGGGCCUUGGCCAGGCGCACGGACGCCCGGGGCAGCUUGGAGCUGGCUCUGGCGGGGGCCACGCUGCAGGCCACGCUCUGGACACUCGGCAGCGUGGCGCUGGUCCUGCGGCUGCCCAACCUGACCCUCAACGACGGCCACUGGCACCGCGUGGAGGUGACACUCUGCCUCGGGGUUCUGGAGCUGCGGCUCUGGCACGAGGGCUGCCCUGCCCGGCUCUGUGUGGCUUCCGCUCCCGUGGCCCCCAGCCCUACGGCCUCCACGGCCCCUGCACCCACCGGGCUGGGCUCCAUCCAGCUGGGUGGCUCGGCCUUUGCCGGCUGCCUCCAGGAUGUGCGUGUGGACGGGCGGGUCCCGCUGCUGCCCGAGGAUCUGGGCGGGACCGUGCUCGUGGGCUGCGAGCGCCGGGAGCAGUGCCAGCCGGCACCGUGCGCCCACGGAGGGCUCUGCGAGGAUCUGUGGACCCACUUCCGCUGCGCCUGCCCCCGGCCGUACCUGGGACCCACCUGCACUGAGGAGGUUCCUGCGGCCACUUUCGGCCUGGGGGACACCCCGAGUGUGGCCACCUUCCUGCUUCCCCAGCCGCCAGGCCCCAACCUCACCGUGUCCUUCUUCCUGCGCACCAGGGCCCGCGCCGGCCUGUUGCUGCAGCUCGCCAACGAGUCCGACUCGACGGCCACCCUCACGGUCUUCCUGCGGGAGGGCCACGUCUGGGCCCAGCUUCCAGGCGCCGCCACCGCCCGGGAGCUCCCGGGGCACUGGGACGACGGGCUCCGCCGCCUGGUGACACUCAGCCUCGGGGCUGACCGGCUGCAGGGCUGGGGACAGCAGGUGACCGUGGGCGGUCGGCUCCUCUCCGCUGAUGCCCGGCCUUGGGGGGGCCACUUUCGAGGCUGCAUCCAGGACCUGAGGCUCAACGGCCUCCACCUUCCCUUGUCUUCGUGGCCACUGGGGAACUCAAGCCAGCCUGGCCAGCUGGGCAGUGGGCAGGCCUGGAAUGUCACCGCUGGCUGUGUCUCCGAGGAUGUGUGUAGCUCCGAGCCCUGUCUCAAUGGUGGGACCUGCCUUGUCACCUGGAACGACUUUCGCUGCACCUGCCCUGCCAACUUCACAGGCCCCACAUGUGCCCAGCCGUUGUGGUGUCCUGGGCAGCCCUGCCUCCUGCCCGCCACCUGUGAGGAGGUGCCUGGGGGAUUUGUCUGCGUGUCCGAGGCCACGUUCCGCGAGGGCCCUCCGGCCGAGUUCAGCGGCGGGGGCAACGUGUCAUCGCCGCUGGGUGGCCUGGCGUUGGCCUUCCGCACGCGGGACCCCGAGGCCGGGCUGCUGUGGGCUCAGGGGGGCGGCCAGGCCGUGUGGCUGAGCGUGCGCAACGGCUCGCUGGUGGCCGGAGUGCGCAGCGGCCCGGGGGCGGCCGGCGGGGCGGUGCUGCCCGCGCCCGGGCCGCGCGUGUCGGACGGCGCGUGGCACCGCGUGCGCCUGGCUCGGGAGCGCCCGGCGGCCGCUGCGUCGCGCUGGCUGCUGUGGCUGGACGGCGCGGCCACGCCGCUGCCGCUGCGGGGCCUGGCCGGGCCCCUGGAGUUCCUGCGCGGCCCCGACGGGGCGCGCGUGCGGCUGGCCGAGAACUUCACGGGCUGCCUGGGCCGCGUGGCGCUCGGCGGCCUCCCGCUGCCCCUGGCGGCCCCGCGGCCCGGCGCAGCCCCCGGCGCCCGCUCGCCCUUCUUCGCCCAGCCCGGCGGGCCCGCCCCCCGCCUCGGCUGCCGCGGCGCGCCCGUGUGCCACCCCUCGCCCUGCCUGCACGGCGCCUCCUGCCUCGACCUCUUCGACGCCGUCGCCUGCGCCUGCCGCCCCGGCUGGGAGGGACCGCGCUGUGAGGCCCGCGCGGACCCCUGCCGCUCCGCCGGCCGCCGCUGCAGGUCCCCUGUCUUGCCUGGAGACUGCGUCCUCAACUCCACCUGCCCCGGGGGUGGCCCUUGCGAGGAGACGCCUGGAGGGUUCAACUGCACGUGCCCGGAGGGCAUCCCAGGCCCCAGGUGCCCUGUGCCCUGUGAUGCCAAACCCUGCCUGAAUGGGGGCACCUGCCAGGUGGAGGAUGGGGUCUACGAGUGUCUCUGCAGUGCUGGCUUCUCGGGCCGGUUCUGCGAAGUGGCGGAGGGCCUGUCGCUGCCGUUCCCACUGCUGGAGGUGGCUGUGCCCGCUGCCUGUGCCUGCCUGCUCCUCCUCCUCCUCAGUCUGCUCUCGGGCAUCCUGGCUGCCCGCAAGCGCCGCCAGUCCGAGGGCACCUACAGCCCGAGCCAGCAGGAGGUGGCCGGGGCGCGGCUGGAGAUGGACAGUGUCCUCAAGGUGCCCCCCGAGGAGAGACUCAUCUAGGCGUGUUCUGGGAGGCCGAACCUUCCUCUCAGCCAAGGGGAGCAGUCCCUGGGCCCCUCUAGGGGGCGCUCCACUGCCCACUGAUGGACAGCUCCUGCUUCUACCUCCUCAGGGCAGAGGCAAAGGGGCACUCAGGGAAGCUGGGCUGACACCGCGAGCCCCUCAGGCCUUCCCAUCUGGCCUAGGGCCAUCAGUAAGGGACCCAGGGGAAUUUAUGUGCGUGCAUAGGCGUGCAUGUACGUGCGAGCACGUGUGCCUGUGUGCACACCCAGGCCUGAGAGUGCAUGUACAUGUGUACA